AUGGCUCUCGGCGUCUCUUGUUUGAAUGGGAUUGAAGAAGCUGAAGCACAGUGUGCUUUGUUGAACUCUGAAUCAUUAUGCGAUGGAUGUUUCAGUUCAGAUUCAGAUAUAUUUCUCUUUGGUGCAAGGACAGUGUACAGGGAAAUCUGCCUUGGAGAUGGUGGAUAUGUUGUAUGUUAUGAGAUGGCAGAGAUUGAAAAUAAACUUGGAUUGGGACGGGAUUCAUUGAUUGCUCUCUCUUUGCAUCUCGGCAGUGACUAUCAUCAAGGAGUCCACGAUUCGAACUUCAAACCCUUCAAAUUGGUUUUUACGACCAAGAUAUGCAAUGGAACCGAAGCCGACGAAGAGGAGGCUUUUUCCGGUUUUCUAUUUGGCACGAGAUCGGCUUCAGGUGAUUACGGGCAAAGCUUUUGCAGGUCACAGUUUGUGAAGGUGGAUGUAGCAGAGGAUGGAAGACUAACUGAAGGGCUUCCGAGAGUUACCGAUGAUGAUGGGGAUGGUAUCUCAUUGCCAUGA
Molecule: messenger RNA, 516 nt
Organism: Vicia faba (fava bean)
Lineage: Eukaryota; Viridiplantae; Streptophyta; Magnoliopsida; Fabales; Fabaceae
Source: the annotation of a GenBank genome assembly